Molecule: messenger RNA, 1149 nt
Organism: Limulus polyphemus (Atlantic horseshoe crab)
Lineage: Eukaryota; Metazoa; Arthropoda; Merostomata; Xiphosura; Limulidae
Product: heparan sulfate glucosamine 3-O-sulfotransferase 3B1-like
Exons: 1
Coding region: 4-609 (201 amino acids)
Molecular function (GO): [heparan sulfate]-glucosamine 3-sulfotransferase activity
Source: RefSeq, a predicted model, not a curated record
CAGAUGCCACUCAGCAAGAAAGACCAGAUGACUAUAGAGAAGACUCCGAGUUAUUACGUCACACCUGAAGUGCCGGCACGUGUCUACAAUUUGUCACGUCACAUAAAAUUAAUUGUCGCUGUGCGAGACCCGGUGACUCGAGCUAUUUCUGAUUACACGCAGGGCGUUAGCAAACAACGCGAAGCCAAGACAUUCGAAGAAAUGGCUUUUUUAAAUAUGACCACCGGUCUGAUAGAUACUUCGUGGAGUGCCGUCAGAAUUGGUCUGUACGCCAAGCACUUGGAAAGAUGGCGUCGGUUUUUUCCAGCCUCUCAGAUACACAUCGUCAGCGGAGAAACUUUGAUCUCAGACCCGGUAGAAGAAAUGGCUAGAGUACAGGACUUCCUGGGACUGCCACGACUGGUGGACCAGACGUAUUUCUAUUUUAACGAAACUAAAGGCUUUCCUUGCAUUCGUAAAAGUCGGACAAAAUUUCACUGCCUGGAUAAAACGAAAGGACGAGUUCACCCCAAAAUCAACCCGGCUUUCUUAGAAAGACUGCGGGAUUUUUUCCGACCUUUUAACUUGAAAUUUUAUCAACUUACCGGGAAAAACUUUGGCUGGUCUUAAAUGUGCAAGUGGUCAAAAUAUAUUAGGGACGUCUUUCUGUGAUAAAACUGGAGCGGCUUUUGUAACAAUGGCCGAGUUUUGUAUAGAAUAAAUAUCCCUGCUCAUCUCAGACGUUAACACAUAUAAACUGCUAAUGUUUACAAAAUUACGAUAAACAUUACUGCUAACACGACUUUCUAUCAGACAGUCAAACCCCGUGUUUAAACAAACAUUUCAAAACAAGUUCAACAAACUUACCAUGAUCAUCAACCUUGUUGUCAGCGAAGUGCAAUUCAACCAUGUAGAUCAUUCAGUCCAUGGUUAUUAUCGUUUUUAACAUUUUAACUCUAUAUUUUUAGCGUGACGAGACAACAUCUUGAAGAUCAUUAGUCCAUGGUUACUAUCGUUUUUAACAUUUUAACUCUAUAUUUUUAACGUGACGAGACAACAUCUUGAAGAUCAUUAGUCCAUGGUUACUACCGUAUUUAACAGUUUAACUCUAUAUUUUUAGCGUGCCGAGACAACAUCAUGAAGAUCAUUAAUCCAUGGUUACUAUCGUAA